Messenger RNA from Phaeodactylum tricornutum CCAP 1055/1, 2541 nucleotides. RefSeq lists its product with no specific name. NCBI's taxonomy places the organism in Eukaryota, Bacillariophyta, Bacillariophyceae, Surirellales, Neidiaceae. The coding region runs from base 19 to 2226 and encodes 735 amino acids. The transcript has a single exon. The record is from RefSeq and is a predicted model, not a curated record.
CGCCUACGAUAUAGCCUGAUGAGAUCCAUUGUUUGGUCGUUCGUUGCACUUCUCUUUGCGUUCGAAGCUGUAGUCGCAUUCGCAUUCGUCUUUCGUCCAAGAUCCAAAGGUUCCAGAAUACCCGUACUGUCACUGCAACACCAGUACCUUUCACCGAAUGUUCGUUCUUUUUCUGCGUCAACGUCGACCCGCACGUACAUGACUUGGCCUGGGGGGAACCAAUUUGCGUCGUCGGAUAAUUCUUUGCGUACUGCGAGCAAUGAACGAACUCGACAGGCGUUAAUCGAAGCGGCGUUAUCGAUCGAAAAGUCGGCGAACCGUGACGCUCUCACGACUGUUCGGCUCGUAGGAAAGAGUACGUUGCCUACUACAGCGGAGGGUCCCAACGUAACUUGUGUCGUCCUGACAGUGAGUCCAACACCAGACACUUUUACCGAAAUCGACGCUUCCGUCCCGUGUUUACUCGUGCCACUUCGGGGAAACUCCAACCAGCUCGCGCUUUUGGAAUGUGUUGUACGAGCGGAACCUCUCAGUAUGACAAGCUUGUACGGCUACAAUCUACUGUUUGUGAACCGGGAUGGGGAUUUAUACGAUAACGUACCCUGGGCGUCUUGGACUGUGGAUCCUUCGCAACGUAAUCGAGACGCGGCGAAUAACGUCAUUGACGCCAAAUUCCACAUGGGCAAACGGGACGCCUACAAUCGAUUCAUGGGAAAAGACGUUACGGGACGUUCGCAAGUACUGGCUCGUUUGCGUCAGCAAAAACAGCAGCAAGAGACGCGGAUGGCGAGACAACAAGCACCCAUUCAGGGCGACGAGGACGGGACCAACGCUAUGGUAGGCCUGAAGCGUCGGAUUCUACAAGUGGAAAUUCGAGAACUCGAAAUGGAAAUUGCGGAACUGGACUACGGACUUGCGGUAGCACGGGAGGAUGACGCAAAGGUGGAUGCGCUCAGGGAGCAAAAGGCGGUUUUGACUCGGGAUAUGGAGGCUGCCCGUGAUCGGUUCAAGGCAACGGACCAAAUAUCCGAAGUUGGCACUGGCGCUGCGGAAGCCACGUGGAUAACUGGCUUGUUCCAAGAUCGGAGGAGGGUGGACAAAGGAGAAAAACCCUUUCCAGGUGUCAUGGGAUACCCACCGGAAAAAUCAGAAACGUCGCAGGAUCAGCUGUACCGCAGUCCCUACGAUCUACUCAGACAAAUUCUAAAGGAACAACUGAAUGCGGAAGUAAUUGGUUCUGUUUUGGAAAAUACCAGCCUCUUGGAAGGUACAACGUCGCUCAGUGGAGUGCUCAUCCUUCGCCGAGUCGCGGCCCAAAAGUCUGCCAAGCUUUUGGGUGAAGAGGUCACGGUGUCUGACGAGGAUGAGGAGUUCGGCAAUCCAGGAAUUCGUGGCGGAGAACUAGUCGUGGUGGAGUGUGACGCCGAUGAAGCCAUUGCGAUGAGUUUUGCCUGUGACGUGCCUUUACAAGUCGAGACCUCUAUACUGGAAGUGGCGAGUCUUAUGGCGCAACCUGUUGGAGGUUGGUCGGAAUCGCGUCAAGACCUUUUGGAAUGGACUUCACUGAAUCCGGAACUCUCGGUUUUGGUUGAAGGGCAAGCCGGGAACGAGUUGUCAACGGAGCGUGCUUCACCUUUGCGAAUCCCUCGUACGACUUCGUCCUUGUUUGACACCGUUACGCAAGAUCCUCCCGCAUCGGCUUCGAAAGAUCUCUUUCCUACCGACAAUCCUAUCCAAUCUUUGUCACAAUACGAUAACAUGUCCAACGAAGACAAGGCACGGAUGUUAAUGGCAUUGAGCAACUUUGACGGUAAGCUCCCACGACCACGUACCGUACGUCAAUCGCAGCGUAUGGGUGCAGGAAACGCUCUGGAUGCGUUGUUGCUUCCCUUGGUGGACGAAUCCGUUCGUCGACAGUAUCAGAUACGGGAUGCGACCCAAAAGGGCGACAUGGACUUGGUACGGACCCUGACCGAAGAAAAAAGUCAGCGUCAAAUUGCCAAAGAAAAGGCUGAACAAGCCCGCGAGAAGCAGGCCGACGAUGUCGCCGAUUGGUGGGAAGCCGAAGCCGAAUUUCUGGAAGCACUGCGUGCGGAUGCCACACAGGACGAAGGUUCCUAUUCGCGAUUUCUGGAUCGGGACGAUUGGUACGAACGAUCGCGGCAACAGCAGGCAAAGCGAGUUAACAAGAAGCAGUUUGGCAAUUUACUGGACGGCGUUGAGUAGAAUUUGGCCUCUUGCAUUGCCUUUGAAGCUUUGGAUUCGACAGAAGGACAGAAAAAGGUAAAAUCCAGUCCUUCUGUGGAAGGUGUUGUCAACGCAAUAAAGAUGCGUGGCCACCCUACGUAUAAGAGAGCAUUAGAGAAAAGUGAACAUUAAUUCUUUUGAUCCAUGAAGAGAAAGUCUUCCGUUUCGUCGCAUGAAUGAUUACAAUUGGGCUUGUAAGACGUUGUCGGUAUUUGCUGUCAGGGAAGCUCACAAAACACUUUUUGAUCGUGAGUUCAGGCUAACUGUAAAAUUGAAAACAACCAAAGAGCGCCU